This is a messenger RNA of Trichoplax adhaerens, 1392 nucleotides long. RefSeq lists its product as uncharacterized. The record is from RefSeq and is a predicted model, not a curated record. Bases 1 to 1392 code for a protein of 463 amino acids. NCBI's taxonomy places the organism in Eukaryota, Metazoa, Placozoa, Uniplacotomia, Trichoplacea, Trichoplacidae. The transcript has 16 exons. Gene Ontology annotation, biological process: maintenance of mitotic sister chromatid cohesion; mitotic sister chromatid cohesion. Gene Ontology annotation, cellular component: chromatin; SMC loading complex. Gene Ontology annotation, molecular function: double-stranded DNA binding; protein binding.
AUGGCUGUCCAAUUGCCAAAACUGGAUAAUAAUAAUUAUUAUUACCAGGUAUUAUUCACCCUGGCAGAUUAUAGUAUUCAAUCUGAUCCUCCUGAAAUUCUCCUGGCUAUUCGUGCUCUGACUGCUGUCUUGAAGUACAAAUUACCGUCGUAUUAUCGUAUCAAGGCAUGCCUUCAACUUGGCAAAAUUUAUGCAAAAUAUACUUCCAAUAGAAAUGAAAUGAUUUCUUAUUUUUAUCAAGGGGUUACAGAAUGCGACAAGUCUGCUGAUAAUAGCGAAAUGAGAAUAGAAUUAUCCUUCCUUCUUGCCGAAGAAUACCAAUCUAUGAAACAGCUAGACAAUGCGCUACACUUGCUUUUAAGAAUAAGAGAAUUUACAAGAACCUAUCCUCGUUGGCAUCAUCGAGUUAUAUUUAAAUUAGUUGGUAUAUACUAUGUAAAAGGCGCUUUUGAUAGAGCUUUCAAUAUACUGCAAGAUGGUAUAUCGUAUUUCUACCAAAAUGGGGUUGUCAGGCUACAAAUACUUGCCACAAUUGCGCAGAUUACAUCCAUAUUUCAUACAUAUAGUGGUCAAAUCGCAAAGGCUGAUAAAUAUAUUAACAAGGCUAGAAAUCAGUUAGAUGAAUUAGCGACGAACGCCACACGUUCUAUGGAAAUUAGAUCUUCUAUGUCGACAUUAUAUCGCUUGCUUAUAUUCAAACAACUGGUAGUUAUUAAUCUAUUACUUGGUCGCCCUGCGAAUGCGCUUUUGCCUAUGCGUUCGCUUAUUGAAUUGUAUGAGAAUAACAAGCAGUUAUUAAGUACCGAGCGAAGCACUGUCCACGCCCUAUUGGGAAUGUAUGCUAUGAAUCUCGGCAACACGGAUCUUGCAAAAUAUCACUUCAACUCUGCUACCAACCUAUCCCAAAGAUACGACGUAAAGGAAUAUUUAAAGCUCUUACAAGCAAUGGUAGUACUUAACAGUGAAGCCACAACUAAUAAGUCUGAGCCUAUCUUACAAGAAACAAUGCCGGAGAAUUUACCAAUUCGAACCUUAUCUCGUGAAGCGAUUAAACUGGCCUACAACGCUGACAUGUUAAGUAUGACUGCUGCUGGCUUAUCGCUUACUGGAUAUACGCUUUUACAUCAAGGAAAACUACAGGAAUCAUUGGAUGUUGCUACUUCGGCGCUACAAAUAGCAAGAAAUAUUUCUAAUAACUAUACUGAAAUUUCUGCCUUACUGUUACUGUCAGAUAUUUAUCGAUUUGCUGGUGAUAACACUCGAGAAGAAGAAUACCGUACCUUGUAUAAUGGAAUCAUGGAUGAAAUCAGGCAAAACCAAUUUGAAGCCUCACGAUCCCCUUUAUCAAAUGUUGUCCAAGUUUAUACAAAAGUUUAUAUCAAAUAUUCUUAA